Messenger RNA from Coccidioides immitis RS, 387 nucleotides. RefSeq lists its product as uncharacterized. The transcript is spliced from 2 exons. NCBI's taxonomy places the organism in Eukaryota, Fungi, Ascomycota, Eurotiomycetes, Onygenales, Onygenaceae. Bases 1 to 387 code for a protein of 128 amino acids. The record is from RefSeq and is a predicted model, not a curated record.
AUGAGCAUGGAUGGGAAAGAAUACGCCAAAUUCCGCAGAAAAGCAACCAAAUAUGUGGUGGAAGCAGACCAAUUAUUUAGGCAAGCAGGAUCUGGAGUGCCUCUGAGGCAUGUCAUGGACAACAUGGAACAGCGCGAACAAAUCCUACACAUGAUGCAUGAUGAAUUUGGUCAUAAAGGGCGAGAAGGAACUUAUUCCACCUUACAAGCUCGAUACUGGUGGCAGGGAAUGUAUAAAGAUGUGUCAGCAUAUAUCAAACAAUGUUCCCAGUGUCAACUAAGAGAUUCGCAAGAAAGAAUGCUCGCUCCAUCAAAGACAACAUAUAGCACACAGGGAGAAGUGACGAGUGGAAUGACUUCCACUCAGGCAAAGACAGGAAAUUCGUAA